Molecule: messenger RNA, 645 nt
Organism: Caenorhabditis remanei
Lineage: Eukaryota; Metazoa; Nematoda; Chromadorea; Rhabditida; Rhabditidae
Exons: 4
Coding region: 1-645 (214 amino acids)
Source: RefSeq, a predicted model, not a curated record
AUGCGAACCACCACAAUUGUAUUCCUAUUUGCACUUCAACUUGAUGCUCUUGCUCAAUUCAGGGCAUCCACUCAACAAUUUAUUGUGAAUAUCCAUAACACUUUUCGAUCAAAGGUCGCAAUGGGAACAUACGUGGCUCAAGGAAUUACAAAACCAGCAGGGAGCAAUAUUCUUAAAAUGAAAUGGGACGCUACAUUGGAAACUUCGGCUCAAGCGUAUGCUAACACUUGUCAAAGUGUUCAUUCAAACACUCCUGGAGUUGGAGAGAGCCUCUACACACGUUACACAACUCUUCCUAUCUCCGGUCUUGAUGUUUACGGAGGAGCUGCUUCCGUUGCUUGGGAACAAGAAUUUCAGCGUUUCGGAUGGCCAUCAAAUACAUUCACACUUGCUAAUACAUCUCCAAUUGAAACAACAACUGCUCACGCUACACAAAUGGCUUGGGCAUCUACUGGAUCUAUAGGAUGUGGAGUUAAGAAUUGUGGAGUUGAUCCAUCGAUUCCCGGCUACAAUAGAGCAAUUGUAGUAUGCCAUUACAAAUCAUCAGGAAAUAUUCUGAAUCAACAAAUUUACAAAACAGGAGUGACAUGCUCUCAAUGUCCGACUGGAACAACUUGUGAAGCGGCAACUGGAUUAUGUGCAUAA